UCUUCCACCUUUCUUCAAGCACGCACACACAAAUCUGUCGAGCGAUGCUUCCGAGUCCCGUAACCUCGACUCCGUUUUCGGUGAAGGACAUCCUCAAACUGGAACAGCAACACGCUCUGAACCCUCACGCACUGAUGGGUGUCGAGCAGGACUCGCUUCAGCUGCAGUGUAUUCAGAGCACCCUGAGCCGGAGCCUGGAUCUGCUCUACAGCCCCGAGAACCUCAGCACGGGCACGGGCACGGGCGCGGGCGCGGGCACGGGGGAUCAGCUCAACUCACACGAGUUCGACAUCCUCAGAAGCUCCUGCGGGUCUCCAACCGAGGAGGACAUGGAUCCAGGCGAAGACACAAGCCUGUGUCCGUUUGACGACUCCAGCUAUAAAGAGGAAGCACCCCGGGAGAAGCCAAAGCAGAGGCAGCGCAGGAAACCUCGAGUGCUCUUCUCUCAAACUCAAGUGUUCGAGCUGGAGAGACGCUUCAAGCAGCAGAGAUACCUGUCCGCACCCGAGCGAGACCACCUGGCUCAUGUCCUGAAGCUCACCUCCACACAGGUCAAAAUAUGGUUCCAGAACCGGAGGUACAAGUGUAAGAGACAGCGACAGGACAGGAGCCUGGAGCUGUCCGGCCCGCGGAGGGUUGCGGUGCCCGUGCUGGUGCGAGACGGAAAGCCCUGUCACGGAGCUCCUUACAAUGUCACUGUAUCAUAUCCAUACAAUAACUAUUACAACAGCUAUGGAAAUAACCCAUACCACUGUAACUUCACCUCUGUUCCCUCGUUUGCCAACACAAGUCAGAUACCGAACCACUUUGUGGAUAUGAAUCUGACGACGGGAAGUGUGGAUGGGAUCAGAUCUUGGUGAGACAUGGCAUCGGUCCUAAAAGAGAAGAUUUUUGGAUUAAGACUAUAUUUAUCCGAGUGGCACUGCUGAAAAAACGCUGAGGAGAAAACACUCUCAUUGUUGUCUGAUUUUGUACAUAUAUUUGUGUUUUUAUAUCAGUGGUUUACAAAAAAACAACACCAA
Messenger RNA from Rhinichthys klamathensis goyatoka, 1022 nucleotides. RefSeq names its product NK2 transcription factor related 7 (gene nkx2.7). Gene Ontology annotation, molecular function: DNA-binding transcription factor activity, RNA polymerase II-specific; RNA polymerase II cis-regulatory region sequence-specific DNA binding. Lineage: Eukaryota; Metazoa; Chordata; Actinopteri; Cypriniformes; Leuciscidae. Gene Ontology annotation, cellular component: nucleus. The transcript has 2 exons. The coding region runs from base 45 to 860 and encodes 271 amino acids. Gene Ontology annotation, biological process: regulation of transcription by RNA polymerase II; cell differentiation. The record is from RefSeq and is a predicted model, not a curated record.